Messenger RNA from Geodia barretti, 411 nucleotides. Lineage: Eukaryota; Metazoa; Porifera; Demospongiae; Tetractinellida; Geodiidae. The record is from the annotation of a GenBank genome assembly.
UCCUUAUAGAACCAACAACAUUGAAGUGGUUUCCUGUGUGCAAUAGAUACAUAGACCUCUGGUGAAUGUCAUCCAUCAACCGCUGCCACUGCCCAUGCUGCUGGCUGUAUGAGAAGACAGGGGUCUGGAGCAGGUGUGCCAAAGACAGCAUCUCAAUGUCAGUUCCCCAGGUGCCAUCUUGGUCCAUACCUGUGGAAGCUAUAUAACUUUGAAUACUGUCAUAGCCUACGAGAUGGUGGCCUAGGAAAUAUUGGGCAUUAUUUGUCAUGUGGUCAAUGAUAGCAUGUCGUACACCAAUAUGCUGAUCUGCAGACCCUGUCAGAAUGUAAGAAAAUGCUCGAAAGAGGCAGUUACCAUCUCCCUGUACGCGUCUCACACUACGCAUGUCUGGACGUGUGAGGGGGACAGCGG